UUCGUGGGGAUCAGACUGCAGUGCGCAGUGUUUCGACAAGAAUUGUGGCGACGUAGACGACAGGAGUAUUAUAGAUAACCAAUAGGAGGACUGAUAGAGAGAUCGGAAUGAGGCACAACCUGGUGGCCCACCUGUACUGUCUGACUCGGGACAUGUAUGCCGAGCAUGGGGAUCCCCGCGUGGCCCACCUCCCACUGGUGGGCAAUUUGUGGAUUGUGUUGGCCCUAAUCGGACUGUACCUGGCCUUUGUGCUUCACUACGGACCCCGCUGGAUGGAGCACCGCGAUCCCUUCGAGCUCAAGCGUGUGAUGCAAGUGUAUAACCUGGUACAGGUGGUGGCCAAUGCGGUGUUGUUCGUCAUUGGCCUGCGCUACACGUACCUGUAUCCGACCUUUAGCUGGACAUGCCAGGGAGUGGAUCACACGGACACCUCGCCACAGAUGAUGACAACGCUGUAUGCCUCGUACGGAUACUACAUGCUGAAGUAUCUGGAUCUCCUGGAUACGGUGUUCAUUGUGCUGCGCAAAAAGAAUGCGCAGGUGAGCUUCCUGCAUGUUUACCAUCACGGCGGCAUGAUCUUCGGUGUGUCCAUCUUUAUGACCUUCCUGGGCGGAUCCCACUGCACCAUGCUGGGUGUGAUCAACCUGCUGGUGCACACCGUCAUGUACGCGUACUACUACGUGGCCUCGCUGGGCGCUCUGAAGCAGAUACUUUGGUGGAAGCAACGGAUCACGCAGCUGCAACUGCUGCAGUUCGGAUACCUCACCUUCCACUUCCUGCUGGUGAUUGUGCGGAAUCCGUGUCAGUUCCCCGCCCUCAUCGCCUUCAUCGGGUUCAUCCAGAACAUCUUCAUGUUCUCCAUGUUCUUCGACUUCUACUACAAGACCUAUGUGCGCAGGCAGCGGAAAGUUACCCCAGAGUCCCAGCUGAAAGCCAACUGAGCCGGGGGCUGAAAGUAUAAAGUUCAAGUUCACAUCGCGCCAUUUCCAUUUAAAAUUGUGUAAUAAGCGGUCGGUCGCUUAUGCAAAUGGGCUCCGAUCGAACCCAAGCUGCCUGCCCUAUAAAUAAACAUUCGGAUUGUGUCCCACCCCUCCGCUUCAUCGCCA
Molecule: messenger RNA, 1106 nt
Organism: Drosophila serrata
Lineage: Eukaryota; Metazoa; Arthropoda; Insecta; Diptera; Drosophilidae
Product: very long chain fatty acid elongase F
Biological process (GO): very long-chain fatty acid biosynthetic process; fatty acid elongation, saturated fatty acid; fatty acid elongation, polyunsaturated fatty acid
Cellular component (GO): endoplasmic reticulum membrane
Molecular function (GO): fatty acid elongase activity
Source: RefSeq, a predicted model, not a curated record